AUGACGUCUCAGGAAACCGUUCAGAUUCUCAUUGACAUGGGUUUCCAGAAAGAAAAAGCCGAAAAGAGCGUUUCAAUGACAGGAAAUCAAGGUGUCGAACCUGCGAUGGAGUGGUUAUUGGCACACAAUGAUGAUGACAUGGGACCAUCAACUUCUCAAGAAGGUUCUACUUCAUACACCAAGUCAGAAACUAAUACCUCAUCUGCAACUGUAGCUAAAUCAUACAAAUGUGAAGACUGUAACAAAUUAUUUGCUGAUACUACUGCACUAGAAUAUCAUGCCAUGAAAUCAGGCCAUAGCAAUUUCGCAGAAUCAACAGAAGAAAAGAAACCGUUAACUGAAGAUGAAAAAAAAGAACAAAUGAAAAAAUUGGAAGAACGUUUGAAGGAAAAGCGUAAGGAACGCGAAGCCAAAGAAAAAGAAGAAGAACUAGAAAGAGAAAAAAUUAGAAUUCGCUCUGGAAAAGAGAUGGCUGCUGCUAAAAAAAAGCUUGAAGAUGAAAACAUAAAAAAAAUUAUGGAUGAAAGAAAACGUGAAAAACAAGAAGAAAAAGUUGCUCGUGAUCGAGUAAAAGCUCAAAUAGAAGCAGAUAAAUUAGCUAGGAAAAAAUUGUAUGGUCAAGCUCCAGCAGAAGAACAACCAAAACCAGUUUUACCAGUAGCUGUUAGUCCUCAAAAACAAACAAAGGAUUAUACAGAAACAAAAUUACAGAUUCGUCUUACAAAUGGUCAAACAAUUGUUCAAACAUUUAAUGUUAAAGAAAUGAUGGCUGCUGUAAGAGUUUAUAUUGAACUAAACCGUUCUGAUGGGGAUGCUCCCUUCUGUCUCAUGACUAGUUUUCCAAGGAAAGUUUUUACUAAUGAUGAUUAUGAAAAACCACUUGAUCAAUUAGGUUUGGUACCAAGUGCUGUUUUAAUAUUGACUAAGCCACAACAAUAA
Molecule: messenger RNA, 939 nt
Organism: Macrosiphum euphorbiae (potato aphid)
Lineage: Eukaryota; Metazoa; Arthropoda; Insecta; Hemiptera; Aphididae
Source: the annotation of a GenBank genome assembly